AUGCCUUUACAAUAUCCUUCUUAUUUAUUGAAAUUACAAGAUUCUGCCCUUGUUACUAUUGAUGAGCACUCCUAUAUUAAAGCCCGUAAUCGGUAUUACUGGAUUGCUGGAUUAGGUGAAUCUGAUUCUAUGAUCUUUAAAUGUGUUUUUUAUACUGUUGAUGUCUAUGGCACUCAAAUUGUAUAUUUCUCACAUUGGAUUAUUUCUUCUUCUAAUCGAUGUUUACAAUUAUUUCAUAUGUCUUCAUGUAUAGAUUCUACUUGUAAUAAUAUUAAUUUAUUUCUUUCUCCUUUUUUAUUAUGUUCCUUUUUUAAAAUUUUAUUAGGAUAUUCUUAUGUCCGCAUUCCUGAGUUAUUCCUGAUGGAUUCUUCUUUUCCUUCUUUAUCUAAAAGAAUUUUUUCAUGGUCUAAUGGACCCAUUUCACCACAAGCCUCUGAACUGGGAUUUAUUCUUCGGGUUCUUCGAAUGUUACCUCAAAGGAGUUCUAUCACCUUUUAUUCUUCACGGCCUAUGAUUACCUAUUUUCCACUUUCUGAUGCUCCUCUUUGA
Messenger RNA from Rhizophagus irregularis DAOM 181602=DAOM 197198, 549 nucleotides. RefSeq lists its product as uncharacterized. The record is from RefSeq and is a predicted model, not a curated record. Lineage: Eukaryota; Fungi; Glomeromycota; Glomeromycetes; Glomerales; Glomeraceae.